GACCUUGGACUCAUGUGAAUCGCUUAGUAUUUCUUAAUUGACAUAUCAUAGUUUGGAUUGGCUCAGCUCUUUUGGCUCAGUCACCAUUAAAAUAAUAUGACUUAGUUGCAAUUGUCACAGAAAAGCAGUGCGUGACCUUCCGUCCUAAAAGGUGAAAUGAUCUCCCGAAAUCAUAACCCUGGAGACAAUCCUUUUCAAGAACUGUCAAAGAUGACUGAACAGGGCUCUUAAUCAUUUUUCUUAAACUCUUUUCAGUCAAUCAGAAAAUGCUGUCCUAUUUCCAUUGGAAAUUAUCGAAAGAUUUAAAACGAAAUUUUUGAUCGAAGCUUCAAUUGGGAUGGUGUGACAAUCAUGAAGAGUUGCGUUACGUUCCGAUUCAAGUGUCCCCAAAUAUGCAAAACUUCUUUUACAACAUGGCGUCGUUGUGUUUCCUGCUCUUGCUUCUUACUGUUAAGACAGCUUUUUCUGCUAAAAUCUUGGGAUACAGUGCUUUUGGUUCGGGAUCUCAUUACUAUGUCAUCAGCAGUCCCCUAAAAGAGCUGGCUUUACGAGGACACGAGGUUGCAAUGCUGGUGUCUUCUGAUACGCCAGCAAAAGCCAAUGAGAAAAUCCCACACAAGACUUUUCAAGUUCCCUACAAACCUGGUUUUGUUGAAGACUUGCUGAUAAGACCUGCACUUGAUGGGAACAAGUACUCUGUUGGUUGGAACUUCCAUAAAGUUCAACUGGUCAUGUGUGAAUGUCUACUGAACAGCAGCGCGCUCCUGCAAGAGUUGAAGAAUUUUGAUUUGCUUGUGAUAGACUCCCUUGCAUCAUGUGGUGUGUUACUCAGCGAGGUCCUUGAUAUUCCGAAUGUGAUGAUAGUGACUGGAUCGCCCAAUGAUAUAUUGACAGCAUAUCGCAAAGCUCCCUUGCCAUUGUCUUAUAUUCCGUUGCGUGGGUCAGGAUUUCCAAGUAACAUGACCUUCAUUCAGCGUGUUCGAACCUUGGUUGAUUAUUGUUUCGUCAGACUGGUAAUGGACCUUGUGUACAUUCGAACAAUGGACGAAAUUAAAGUCAGAUUCAAUAUCAAUCCCGAAAGAAGCUACAGUGAAAGUUAUUCAGACUCAGCGCUAGUGAUUUACGUGGCAGAUUUUGCGCUGGAGUUUCCGCAACCACUUCUACCAGGUCAUAUAAUGGUUGGUCCAGUAACAGUCCAGAGGCCUUCACAGCUCCCCCCUGAUUUUGAGUCCUUUGUAAAUAAUUCAGGAGGGUAUGGGUUUGUAAUGGUUUCUUUUGGAUCGUACGUGGAAGCCGUCCUUGGUAAAGAAAAGAUAACGCUGCUGGCCACCGCGUUUGGAAAGUUAAAGCAAAGAGUUCUAUGGAAGCUUAAGAAAGACUACGUCCCACCUUCUCUCAAGCCGAACAUCAAAUCAGUGAACUGGUUGCCUCAGAAUGAUCUAUUGGCGCAUAAAGAUAUCAAAGCUUUUGUCUCCCAUGUGGGACACAACAGUUUUUAUGAGUCAGCCUACUAUGGUGUCCCUGUGGUGGCGGUUCCCUUAUUUUCGGACCAGUUUGUUUACGCCAAGAAAGCAGAACGGUUUGGACUGGGAAUAGCUGUGGAUCAUAAAACUACGGAUGCUGAACAACUAUCUGAGACAAUUGAGCGUGUCGUCAAUGAGCCGAGGUGAGGUUGUGAGCAAAACAGGAACAAGGAUAGUGAUGGCUUUCUCCCUCCUUCCUUCCCUAGCUCUCUAGCCAUAGUCCAGUAUCCUCAAAAUGGUCCAUGCUCACUUAUGGCUCUCUAGUAAUGAUUGUGAUUGCGCUGUGUAACUGACGAAAAUUUGUGCUA
This is a messenger RNA of Orbicella faveolata, 1831 nucleotides long. RefSeq names its product UDP-glucuronosyltransferase 1A5-like. The record is from RefSeq and is a predicted model, not a curated record. Gene Ontology annotation, molecular function: UDP-glycosyltransferase activity. NCBI's taxonomy places the organism in Eukaryota, Metazoa, Cnidaria, Anthozoa, Scleractinia, Merulinidae.